Trichoderma breve is the source of this 1347-nucleotide messenger RNA. RefSeq lists its product as uncharacterized. Lineage: Eukaryota; Fungi; Ascomycota; Sordariomycetes; Hypocreales; Hypocreaceae. The record is from RefSeq and is a predicted model, not a curated record. The coding region runs from base 1 to 1347 and encodes 448 amino acids. The transcript has a single exon.
AUGGAACAAGUUGAGCGCUUGACACGACACACCAACAAGCUCCAUUGCCCGUUGGCCACAUACCUGGUGGUAGCCAUUGCCUUGCAGCAAGUCAUAUUGUACGGCAAAAUAGGCGAAAAUGAUAAGGUGUCCAGCUUUCUCAGCGAUUUUGGCUGUCAUAACACGGCUGCGACAGCUAUUUAUUUCUAUGAAAUGGACUAUCGUCAAGUGAUUCUUACUUUGGACCAAGAGUGGGAUAUGUCACCUUUUGCUAUUCAACGCCCACCAAACCAAAUAAUAAACCAACUCGACGCGGGAACUUUGUAUCAAACGCUACCAACUUCGAGAAACCAAGCACCUAAUGAGGUGAUUAUUUUGGACGACGAGCAAGAUACAGUGAAACGAGAGUCCCCCGUUGCGCAUCGAUCUCCGGGACACAGACAUGAGUUCCGCGUGGAGGAAGCAGCGAGGCCAGUGCCAGUGCCAGUCACUGCGCCGAUACCGACAUCGAUACCUCUGCCAAUGCCAGUGCCAGUGCAAGUACCAGCACAAAUUACGAUGCCUAUCUCAGUGCCGAAUUCUGCGCCAACGUCGGUUCUCACGUCGAGGCCUACCAUGGUACGCGAGACUCUCAAAGAAGUCUUCCGUGGAGACAUCCUGAUGCAACUCCAGCCACUCCUAGAUCGACUCAAGAGCGAGAAUUGGAACGGCAUCAUUCAAGAAGAUAUCAAGAGAGUACUGACCGAAAAGAAUGUCAGGGUGUUGCCGAGUUUAGCAAAGAACAUGCUACACAUGUGGGCUACGAGAUCGCAAAAUGAAAUGCUGCUAUCCUGGCUUGAACAAGCUCGAGACGAUGUCGAUGUGUUUCAAUGGACGGAAAGAUUCACUGAGCCUGCCGCUCCUGCUUGGACGAAUCCCCAAUCAGCACAUUCAGUCUUUCACGAUGUAGAUGCCAUCAUUGCAAGAGUACCACAAUUGGAUCUUCGUGGUUUGCUCCAGGCUAAGAUGAGCACGCUGAGAGACAUCUUUGAUCAGCAAGAGAAAUCUCACAAGGAGGAAAUGCUGCACCGCGUUGACAGUCUACAAGUGGACAUUGCGAAGUUGCAUGGUGAGAUGGCGGCAUCUAAGCAAAUGUAUGGACAGGCUGUGGCUGAACCGGCUGCAGCAGAAGAAGAUGACGCUGAGACUGAUGAAGAGUUUGCGGUUCAUAUCAUUGAGGCGAAGAAACGGAAGGGAGAGAAGAAGCAGCGGAAAGGGGACAAGAAAGACGGAGAGGAGAAAAUGAAGAAGGAUAAGAAGAAGAAGACGAAGAGCGGAGAGGAUAUCAAGAAGAAGAAGAGAUCCCACCAAGAAAUGGAGCUGGAUUAG